CGCUCACGACAUAAGGAUCGGAUUUUAAUUAAUAGCAACUAAGGCAGCACUAAGUGUGAACAGAAACAAAAAUUCUAAGUGCAAAUUAUAAAUAGAAUUUUAAAGAAGAAAUUCGAGUGACAACUGCUUAACAGCAGCAACGUGAAUUGAAGCGCACACAACAAGAACAAAUUAUAAUAUGAAUAUUGAUUUAGAAUAUGACUAUUCAGAGGCUUUAAAGAGGCAGGGUCAUACACAAGCAGAUGUUGAUGCAAUUAGAAAUCUCGUCAGUCAAUAUCCGCAUAUACCAAAGUCUAUAACUGACAAACAACUCCUACUAUUCCUAGACUCAUGUGGAGGAGCAGAAGAAGGAGCCAAAGUAUGUAAGCUUUACUACACCAUGAAACAGAAAAAUGUCGAACACUUCAAACUUCGAGAUCCAACUCAUCCAAAAAUUCAGCAGUGCUUAGCAAAUCAAGACUACUUUUAUCUUCCAAACACUCCAACGGGCGAUGUCGUUGUCUUUCAUCGACUAUCAAGUUCUCGUGCUUCUGAUUACGUCUUUGAUGAGGCAAUCAAAACAUUCUUUAUGACUAUUGAUUCAUGCAUUCAGAAGAAUGGUCCACAUGAUGGUGCUAUAUUCUUAUUUGAUAUGAAAGGUGUCGGUUUGAUGCACUUGACACGAGUUAAUGUUUCGUCCAUAAGAAAAUUCUUCCAAUAUUUACAAGAGGCUGUUCCAGGCAAGCUUCGAGCUAUUCAUGUUUUUAAUGUUGUCUACUUUUUUGACAAGGUUUUAGCACUGAUCAAGCCUUUCAUGAAAGCUGAAAUAUUGAAGAACUUACAUCUACAUUCCUCUGGCCUUGACUUGGAGAAAUUCUACAAGGAGCACGUCCCAAAGUCGUCACUUCCAAGCGAUUUCGGUGGAGAUAUGCCGUCUAUAAAGGAGCUACAUGAAAAGCAUUGUAAGGAAUUCGUGAGACUAAGACCAUACUUUUUGGCUGAGGAGAAGCAAGCUGCUUUAAUGCUCGAUAACUGUGAUAAAACUUCCUUAAAUAAGGAACUGCUCAUUGAGAAUGAAAGGAACUUAAAGUCUAUUUCCAUUGAUUAGAAUUUUAAGCUUUUAAGACUCAUGUUAACUUUUUAUAUUACUUUUGGUUAUAAAUGUGUAAUUUAUGGGAUGAUAUAAUUAUAAUAAAGAAGAUUG
Messenger RNA from Chironomus riparius, 1183 nucleotides. Lineage: Eukaryota; Metazoa; Arthropoda; Insecta; Diptera; Chironomidae. The record is from the annotation of a GenBank genome assembly.